Messenger RNA from Vitis riparia (riverbank grape), 918 nucleotides. RefSeq lists its product as uncharacterized. The record is from RefSeq and is a predicted model, not a curated record. The transcript has 4 exons. The coding region runs from base 204 to 617 and encodes 137 amino acids. Lineage: Eukaryota; Viridiplantae; Streptophyta; Magnoliopsida; Vitales; Vitaceae.
UCUUCUACCUUUGAAUACAUAGGGCUUCAAGAUUCUGUAACUCUUUUUCCUGAGGAAGCUAGUAGAGUACUCGUAACAACCCAUUGCUUCUCUAAUUUUCUUGACUCAUAAGCUGCCUGUAAACUUCUUUCUUUCUCCCAUGAUUGAUCAAGAAUCUCAUAACAUUUCUGAUUUCCCCUCAAAGAUUUUCUUUCGAGUUGCCAAUGUUAAAAGACGCGAAACGAAGACAGCUUGAAGAUUCUGAUCAAACAAAGAAAAGAAAGCUUCAAGAUCGGCCGGGCUGGAUGGCUUGUAGGGGUUGUCCGGCCAACUUCACUCCUCUUCGCAACCUUCUCGAAGAUCUUCAGCAGCAUGCGACUGCCUACACUCGUUGGUACCUGUUCAGCUACGAUUACGAACUUAGUUUCAAUCUGGACCAUGGAGGAGUGGAGUCUCGGUUUCUCACUCGGAUUAAAGAUGGUAGGGCUAGAGAUGGAGACGACGAGGGGACUCCUGUGGAAUUGUCCGAUAUGUACUGCAUUAAAUGUGGAAUGCACGCUGGAUGGCAGAUUGUUUCUGAGUAUGGAAAUGAACCUAGUAUCUAUGCAGAGAAAUGCAUACUGCUAAGUGAAUGGUGAUACAUGCAGGGCUGGAGAAGAAGAAGUGCUAGAGGUCCUCUAAUUUGAUUACUCAACAGCAACAGUAGUACUGGUAGGAAAUAUCUCCUUCAUUUGUUGUAGCUUUGACCCACCCACUGCUUUGUUUUUCUAUAGAAAUUCUUUGAGUGCCCAAUGGAAUUGUGAUGUAAAUGAUAAGGAAUUUGAUAAGAGUAGAAACCACAAGUUCUUACUACAAGCAAGCACUUUAAUUCAGUCUCUCUCAGUUUGUAUGUGGGAAUCAAUGCUAUGCAUGCUUGUCUCUUUUUAAUGACAGUUAAUA